Messenger RNA from Dentiscutata erythropus, 2768 nucleotides. NCBI's taxonomy places the organism in Eukaryota, Fungi, Glomeromycota, Glomeromycetes, Diversisporales, Gigasporaceae. The record is from the annotation of a GenBank genome assembly.
CUCGUGGGACUACAAUCUUAAUUGCUUCCGAGAGUAAUGUUAUAGCCUCUAUAAAACCUUUUAAUGGGAAUAUUGAUCACAUUGUUUUACAAUUAGAUGAUGAUAUAACUAUUGUUGUAAUAGACGCGAUUUCUGUAUCCAAAAAUGAUGGAUACAUUGUUCGGCUUUGGGAAAUUCAAUCAGGAUUUAUGCUUUGGGAAAAAAAAAUCAACCCUGCCGGAUUUAAUCGUACAAAUUCGAGCAGUGGUGACGAAAAAGUAGAUGUUGUAUUUACGACAGACAACAUGAGUGUAGUCGUACUUGUCGGUGGACAUACCAUUGUAAACUUUAAUAAUAUUGAUGGUAGACAGAUCUGGAGAUCGGAUUUGGCAGAAAGUCCUACUCUUUUACAUAAGCUCGUCGAACAUAAUCAAAAUAUUUACGCCAUUGGACUAAAAAAAUCUUCAAAGUCCUAUUCUAUUGAAGUGGUAACUUAUGAUAUUCAGACCGGGGUUUUAAAAUCGAAAUCUCUUUCUUCAAAAAUUGGACACAUUAAAGAUAUGAUUGUGGUGGGUGGAGGAUCAAACAACGGAUUUAUUGUUUGGAAAGAGGGACAGUAUGUACGCGUUAAUCGUUUGGGUAGUGACGCUAUCGAACAAUCAUCGCUAGAGUCACUUUACCGCAACGUCAUACCAUCAUUUGCCGGUGUUAUUGGAAACCUUGAAUUUGUUAAUCUCGACAUAAGUUCAAGGACAGAAUUUCUUAUUCAAGCGCCUACAGCGAAUGGCAAUUCUGCUGCUAAUAGUACUUCAAUUUAUUCUGGUGCUCUUGAUAAAAGCGAACAACUAAUUAUAUCUAGAAUUAGAACAUUAUCCAAGGACCUUGUUAAAGUUGAAAUUGUUGCACCCGCUCAAAGCUUAGCAUUAGGGAGUUAUGAAAUUUCUUAUUCUAUGGCUGCUUCUGGAGGCAUAACGAAAUCAUUGCUCGAUGUUACUACAAAAAAAAUUAAUGAAACUACAUCUGUGGCAUAUCGUAUGCUCGUAAUUUCUGAUGAUGGUUCUGUACAUUUUUUUAAAGAAGACAGUAUUGCUUGGAAAAGAGAAGAAUCUCUCACACGUGCCAUUGAGGUGGAAUUUCUCGAUUUACCAGAGAAAAAAUUAUGGACUCAAGAAGUUGAUGAGCUUGACGAACAAUCAGAAGAAUCAGAAACUAUAUCGCCUCUCACCAGAUACGUUCGACGAUUGAUAAAUCAUAUUGAGCAACUUAAGGAUUUUCCAGGUUACCUACUCACUUAUGUUCAGCGAUUUGCUACUGGCAAUUAUUCAGUUGAUUCAUCACCAACGUCUAAGGCAAAGACGAGCAUAUACAGAGAUACUUUUGGGUUCCGUAAGCUGCUAAUUUUUAUGACUCGAACAAAAUUAGUGGCUUUAGAUACUAGUAACAAAGGACAAAUAGUUUGGUCUCGGUAUUUUGGUGGCUCAAUAUCCGAAUUUCAGAAAAUAUUUGUCGUUAGAUCAUCUACUGUCAAGUAUCCACCUGUUGUCGUCGCGAUAGGGAAAGGCAAUAUAACCUGUCUUUUCAGAUUAAAUGCGCUUACUGGGGAAGAUUUUGUUACUGAUCAUGAAAUAGUCGCACCUACAGAGGAUAAUGUCCCUUUUAGUAUCCCCACAACCGCUCAUCGAAUUUUUAAAUUGCCAGUAGAAGAACCUGACGAAAGAACGCACAUAAUUGCGUUGCUAGAUGAAGAUUUAAAGGCAAGCUCGUUAAAAGCUUUCCAAAAGUUCGCAACAUCAUUCUAUUUUACACUAUCCGAAGGUAUUGGUGGUAAAAGUUUAAAUGGAUAUAACGUUGUCGUUGACAAAAUUUCACAGCCUUUCAGUAUUAAUAGACUUUGGAAGUUCAGUUUUCCCGAAGGAAAUACUAUAGUGGCAAUUGGACAUAAGCCUAAUCAUGAGAAAAUUGCUUCACUUGGCAGAGUUCUCGGUGAUCGUUCAGUUCUAUAUAAAUACCUUAAUCCAAACAUCGUCGCCGUUGCCACGUUGUCUCCUUCAUCGUCUCUCGAUUUUUACCUGAUUGAUAUUAUUAAGGGGUCUAUACUGUAUCAUGCUGCACAUGAGAACGUUGGCCCUUCACAUCCUGUACAGAUUAUCCAAGUUGAAAAUACAAUUGUGUACCAUUUUUGGAGCGAGGGAAUAGAGAAAGGAUACAAUGUUGUUGUAUGUGAUUUAUACGAAAGUGAAAAGCCGGAUGAAAGAUUUGAUAAUUCCAAUUUUACUUCGUUCUCGAAUGAACGUCCACACGUAAAUGCACAAGCAUUCAUGUUUCCCUAUGGUAUCAGGACUAUUGGUGUUACAACAACUAAGAAUGGCAUUCCAGUACGAGAAUUUUUAUUUGCGUUGGAUACAGAUCAGGUCUUUGGUUUAUCUAAAAGACUUCUUGAUCCGCGAAGACCACGACGCGCUUUAACGAAUGAAGACAAGGAAGAAAUGCUGAUACCUUAUGAACCAGCAAUUCCCGACAAUAAGAAGUUUAUUUUAAGUUAUAAUUUAUCGAUUUAUGGAAUUCGUCAUAUUGCAACAUCACCUGCUCUUUUAGAAUCAACUUCACUUGUGCUUGCAUACGGUUUAGAUUUGUGGUUUACGCGAGAAGCACCUUCCAAAACUUUUGAUGUUCUAAGUGAAGACUUUAGCAAGGGAACAUUAUUAGCAACCAUUUUGGGGUUGGUUAUAGGAAUUCUUAUCACAAAGCCACCGGUUCGACGAAAAAAUAUUAAUUCGCGAUGGUAUUAA